Messenger RNA from Fusarium fujikuroi IMI 58289, 531 nucleotides. RefSeq lists its product as uncharacterized. The transcript is spliced from 2 exons. The record is from RefSeq and is a predicted model, not a curated record. NCBI's taxonomy places the organism in Eukaryota, Fungi, Ascomycota, Sordariomycetes, Hypocreales, Nectriaceae. The coding region runs from base 1 to 531 and encodes 176 amino acids.
AUGAAGCUUUUCAAGACAGCACUCCUUCUUGCAUCAGGCACCCUGGUCACAGCCUGUGAGCUCAAGACUGGUAGUACUGGACCUGAGAUCCUACAGGACCUCAUUCGCUAUGAUGAGCGCGCAACCGAUUUAGGAAAAGCUCUGGAUGCUUUUGAUGGCAGUCCAGAGACUUUUGAUGUCGUCUAUGGUGCUUCAGGUGAACAGUCCCAGGCCGCGAAGCGUCUGAUUGCAGACUGUAGCACCGUCGGCCAGCUCUGCCGCUCUGACAGCAAAGCUAUCGCUGAUGAGCUUAUCUCACACUUCGAUAUUGAUAAAAGCUUCUUGGGCACAUUUGCUUCCAAGAAAAUUAUGUUUAAGAAAAUUGGGAAGCAAGACUGGGUGGCUUCUUUCCUCAUAGCCACAAAGAAUAACGUUGAUACACUUCUGCCUAUUAUGAGGAGUAAGGUUGACAUUGAUGACUGCUGUAGGGUAGCGAGGUUUCAGGCGAAUCUGACAGCGAUCAUCGUUGAUGCAAUCGAUGCUUAUGUCUAA